Trichoderma aggressivum f. europaeum is the source of this 1161-nucleotide messenger RNA. RefSeq lists its product as uncharacterized. The record is from RefSeq and is a predicted model, not a curated record. The transcript is spliced from 2 exons. Bases 1 to 1161 code for a protein of 386 amino acids. NCBI's taxonomy places the organism in Eukaryota, Fungi, Ascomycota, Sordariomycetes, Hypocreales, Hypocreaceae.
AUGGCAAAUCAAUAUCAGACGGGACUGGGCGGAGAUGCGCCCAAGAUGUUGGCUGUGCUGUGGUCACUUACCGCGCUGGCGCUGGUCUUUAUUGUUCUUCGUUUUUAUACUCGUGUGAGAGUAAUUCGCGCGUAUGGGUUGGACGACUACUUUUAUAAUGCCUCGUUUAUCACCCUUUUAACCUACGACAUCAUGAUGACGAUUGCGUCGAUGUACGGAUUCGGCCGAAAUAUUGACGACGUUAUCUCCCUCAAAGGUCCUGUCGUGGGAAUGGAAUCUGUCACAAGGGCAAUUCUCUACUCUGCCAUCGGUCAGACCAUCCUCGUCUUCGGAACGAUCCUUUGCAAGACCUCCAUGGCUCUCUUCUUGGUACGGCUCGUCCCGGACAAGCGCAGUCAAAUCAUCGUUUGGAUCCCCAACUUCUUCCUCGCCACCGGCAUCGUAGCCUCGCUUUUCGUCUUCUGGUUUGCGUGCCAUCCCACAGCCUUCUUGUGGGAUCGUCGAAUCCCUGACGGAAAAUGCCCCAUCGACCCAGGCCCAAUCUCAAUUUACGCAGGCGUCUGGUCUGUCAUAACGGAUUUUUGGUAUGCAGCUUUUCCCUGGUAUCUUCUCUGGAAUAUUCAAAUGCCGAAGCGUGAGAAGCGAAUCAUUGCUGCUUCUUUAAGCUUGGGUGUGGUUGCCGGGGCUUGCGGCAUCGAGAGAGCUAUACAGUUGAAGUACUUGGGCAGCCCGAACUACCUCAAAGACGUUGUUGGCAUCAUUAUAUGGCAUGCUGCGGAAUUUUGUACCACCAUGGUUUGUAUCGGCAUUCCUGUCUGUCGACCGCUUUACCGAGGCUGGUUGGACGGUCUGUCGAGCGCCAAGGGGAGCAGCGGUACGGGAGGUGGCAGCGGAUGGAUGAGAAAUAGAGACCCGUCAGGGGAUAACAUGUUUUCGUUGCAUACCAUUGGUGGAUCUGGAGCUCGAGGCAAAUCGGUAAAUGCAACGAUAGAUGAUACCAUGGCUGCCAGGCACAGCACUACCAGGGCGCGGGUCACCUCAGAUAACACCAGUGAAGAGUCGAUCCUUGGCCCAGAGGCAAAAGACCAUGCGAGGGGCAAUGGGAAAGAUCUGGGGAUCAGGGUCAAGACGGAGUAUAAGGUGGAUUACGACAGGAAUUAA